AUGCCUACGAAACGCUUCGAGCCGAAGGAGAUCAAGAACAAACAUAAGCGCGAGGAGGUCGCGCGAAAGAACAAGAGGGCGAAGGGCCAGGCGAAGCUUGCGCGCAGGCUGGAGCAGGCAAAAGUAGAAUCAAAAGAUCCUCUUGCGAAAAAGAAACGGCUCGCACAAAAUGUACCGCGCACACUCGACAACACACGGGAAUACGACCCCUCCUUCCUCACCGCAGACCCCGCAACGCACCAGCAGCCCGAAGCGUCCAGUUCCGGCUCAAACUCCAAUGUUGCCCCCGCAGACCCGACAGGCGAAUCGAUGGCCGACAUCGCCAGCGACCCCUUUGCCGACUAUUUCGAGACCGACGACCCGACGCGCCCGCCGAAAGUGUUGAUUACCACGAGCCCGAAAGCCACGCGCGUGAGCUACGAGUUUUGCGAGGAGCUCGUGGGCAUUUUCCCGGGUGCGGAGUUCCAUAGGAGGCCGAAGGGGCGCGGGUUUGAGAUGGGCAAGAUCGCGGGGUGGGCGGCGGGGAGGGGGUUUAGCAAUUUGAUUGUCGUGAAUGAGGAUACGAAGAAGCUCAAUGCCAUGACAGUCGUACACCUUCCCAACGGUCCGACAGCCUACUUCAAGCUCACCUCCAUCGAACUCACCAAAAAGCUCCUCGGCCACGCCCGCGCCACGCCUCACUUCCCCGAACUCAUCCUCAACAACUUCGCCACCCGCCUCGGCCACACCGUCGGGCGCCUCUUCCAAACGUUCUUCCCGCCCCUACCCGAGUUUCAAGGCCGACAAGCGGUGACGCUGCACAACCAGCGCGAUUUCCUGUUCUUCAGGAGACACCGGUACGCGUUCAGGAGCGACGAAAAGGUGGCGCUGCAGGAGAUCGGGCCGCGGUUUACGCUCAAGCUGAGGAGCCUGAGGAAGGGGCUGCCGGCUGUUAAGAACUUUGGCGAGGCACCGAGGCCGUUGGAGUUUGAUACGUUUGAUGAGGAUGAGAAGGCGGAGGACAAGGCCGCGGACGAAAAUGAGGAUGCGGACGCGGCGGCGGCGGAGGGCGAGGAGGAUGAGGCUGGUGCGACUGCCGCGACUGCGAGUGCGACGGCCAAGGCACCGCCCAAGAACGAUGAGUACGAGUGGUUAUGGAAGCCCGAGCUGGAGACAUCGAAACGGACGUUCUUCCUGUAA
Peniophora sp. CBMAI 1063 is the source of this 1179-nucleotide messenger RNA. The record is from the annotation of a GenBank genome assembly. Lineage: Eukaryota; Fungi; Basidiomycota; Agaricomycetes; Russulales; Peniophoraceae.